This is a messenger RNA of Colletotrichum destructivum, 2952 nucleotides long. Its product is annotated as Putative Zinc finger C2H2-type. The record is from RefSeq and is a predicted model, not a curated record. The transcript is spliced from 2 exons. The coding region runs from base 1053 to 2606 and encodes 517 amino acids. NCBI's taxonomy places the organism in Eukaryota, Fungi, Ascomycota, Sordariomycetes, Glomerellales, Glomerellaceae.
UUUUUUUCUCUCUUCCCUCUCUUUUACUCUCUCUCUCUCUCUCUCUCAUUUUCCUAUCCCUCCACCCCCUUCCGCGCCUCCUUUCUAGUGGCCAACACCCAGCACCAGCACGAAGCACCAACGAAGCUCUUCCACCUCCACUUCUAGGUACCUUAGGUACGGAUACUUUAGUUUCCCAUUCCCGCUGGUACUGAGGUACUUCCGUAGCUUUCUCGCUCCGUCUCCUCUCUCGGCGCUAGGUUCCUGACUAACUCGCCCCAAGCUUCCGCGCGCUGGGCUUUGAUUCAAUCCCAAAUUCGAAGCACACACCUCCUCCUUCCAUCCCAACUCAUCCCAUCCCAUCCUUCCAUCCCUCCUCCUCGUGCACCCCCAUCACUCCCUCCUCACUCCUCUCGCUUCCUGCCAAAGCGUCCGAACUACGAACUACUUUUCCCGACCGAGAAUCUGAUCUUAACCUCGCACCUCCCGCACCUACCUCACCUGAUCUCGUCUCACCUUUCCGACCUUCAUCACCUUCACUCCACCUCCCGACCUCUUACUCUGUGCCUCUCUCUCUCACUCACACGCACUCUCUCUCACUCACUAAGGCGCGCACACACACGCGAACACAACCACACCACACCCACUCGCUCUCUCUAACCGUAAUACCCAAUUCUUUUUUUACUUUCUUUUUUCCUUCUGAACCAGAACCCACACCCACGCUCGUUUCUAUCACCAUUCCCGAGACAGCUCACUUCGCCAAACAACUCUACAUCCUCGCGACUUAUCUCGUGAUCCCCCCUGCAUCUUUUACCCAGGCUUGUUCUGCAUCUCGUCCGAUUUGCUCCUUCACAUUUAUUCUACCGCACCACACGUUUCCACCACCACCUCAACGAUUAGCAACAACAGAAACCACACGAAAAUCCGCAUUGUGCUUCAACUCGCUCGCGCGCAUUACGCUGGGACAACGCUGCCGCCGCACGACGAAACACUGACUACGACCCGAAGACGCCGACGCAGGUUUCAAUUCUGCCUGACAGCUCCGUGGAAAGAGAGAGAGGAAGAUUGCUCAGAUGGACCACCCCAUGCAGGAUGCCCCGGCCGACGUGCUGGCUGAUGCCAGACGAACGCUCGAGGCUUUGAAGAGCUCGGGACUAUCGCGCGAAGUCUUGUUGCAAAUGUGGGAGGCCGGCGAAGACAGGACGCACCAACUGCAACACCAGCUUCAACAGCAGCAGCAGCAGCAGCAGCAGCAGCAGCAGCAACAGACACCACAAGACGCCCCCUUGGAGGAUGCGUCCACACGAGCAAUCUGCCACGGUCAAAUAGGUCACCGACCGCGUAUCUCCGUUUCGUCGACCAGCUCGGGUUCUUCCGGCCAUGCCAGUAUCUGGUCUAUGGGUUCCGCCAACUCCAAUGCUACCGUCGCGACACACUACUCCCAAGCUUCCCAUGCCCCUUCCACCACCCAAUGUGCACCCCAGUCCUCAGUCGGUGCUCCAGGCAGCCUUCCCCAGGUAGCAAGCGCCCAAACAGGUUGGGGUCCCGGCCGUUUCAACUUCUAUUGGUGCACUUCCUGCGAGACACGGUUUAAGCGCAAGUAUGACUGGAAGCGUCAUGAAGAGGAGUUCCAUGAGCGCUGGAAGAAGUACCCUUGCCCUGAGCCUGGCUGUAACAGGAGUUUCUGGGGGGCGAACACCUUUAAUCAACACCACAAGGUCUCGCACGGCUGCAAAACGUGCCCCCAUUCUGAAAAGGUUGUCAAGUAUCUCAAGAGGAGAAAGUACUGGGCUUGCGGCUUUUGCUCGGCUCUUCAUCCUUCGAGGGAGCGCCAUGUCGAGCACGUCGCCAGGCAUUUCGAGUCGGGAAAAACAAAGUCGGACUGGAUGCACUCAAGAGUGAUCUACGGUCUUUUGCACCAGCCCUUGAUCCAUGAGGCCUGGAAGGACGUCCUCAUGUCCAAGGCGAAUGAGUUCAGUGGCCGUCAACCCAACUUCAGCUGGAAUCCCACACAGACCGGUCGUGCGCAGGGCUUCAUGGAGAAUGAGAGCCCAGGCCAACUCCAGGACCUUCUCGAGUUCUUUUCUGGUUCCAGCGCCGAAGCCGAGUCCAUUGUCACCAUCGCCUACAAGCUUGCCGACCUCGUUUUCCUUCCCGUUCCGGCAUCACCGCCGAUGCAAUAUUCACAAUGCUUCGCCCCUCCCCCUUCUUCUCUCCCACAACAAUACCCGCCCCAGCCACUACUUCCUCCUCCUUCGAUUCCCUCUCAGACUCUGCCGACCCAGUCGCCUCAGCCCCCAGUACUAGCCUCGCAGGACUCGUCCUCUCCAUUCAUGGACCAAAUGAGGGCUCAGUCGAUGAUGCAACAGCCGAUGUUCCACACGCCGCAACCGCGCGCCAAUACCGAGCCUCUACGACGAGCAUCUCUCGACAGAGAGCUUCCACCACCGCCGCAAGAAAACCAGCCAAUGAAUUUUCAGUUCAUGCCCGAAAACAUGGUCUCAUUUGAGGACUGGGAGAGCUUCUCCAGCACCGUGGUUGACGAGAACGCACCGCAACCUACACCAAUGUCGACAGAAUGGCCAAUGGUUCCUGUACAAUAUUACAACGCCCCUGUAGGGCCAUGAUCGCAUCAUCUUUUUGCAAACUCUGAAAAAAGUCGACAUUUCCUUUGUCACGUGUCACAUGUAUUGCUGCUAGCAUUUCCCGCCGGCCAAUCAAUAUAGUAUAUAAUGGUAAUCACCUUGUGGGGGACCAAACUCGAUGGAUUCGAAUCAUCAUUUCUUUAGGCCAUGGGUGGCUAACAAAAAACGGAACGGAUACGGCACAGGAUAGGAACACGAAUUGGCAAAGGGAAGGCCAAAAUAAGAGGAGGAGGCGUCACUUACGAAAGAGGUGUUCCAUUACGAUGGUCGAAUGUCAAAUGUGAUGGAUAGAAUCGAAUCAAAUCAACAAACUUAUUGCAUUGUGCCC